Molecule: messenger RNA, 861 nt
Organism: Penicillium chermesinum
Lineage: Eukaryota; Fungi; Ascomycota; Eurotiomycetes; Eurotiales; Aspergillaceae
Product: DUF3632 domain-containing protein
Exons: 1
Coding region: 1-861 (286 amino acids)
Source: RefSeq, a predicted model, not a curated record
AUGAAUAUUAUUGAAGAGAUGACAUGCAAGUCGGUUGAUCUUGACGGUUUCGGCUCUGCUGUCGACGAUGCAUGGUUCCAUCAACAUACCGCACCCAUAGACGGAGAGGAAGAGACUGGGGCUCAUCCCUAUCAAUCCGCGGCUCUCAGAUUAUAUCUUCAAGGCGGCCAGACAUCAUCUGAGACAGCUGUUGCCAUGACCAAGUCUCAUACCCCGGAGAAAAUGACCGACUUGCGAGACCGUGUACUGGGCAUCAUCGAAGAUGCGCUCUUCGAGCUACCCGAGACCCACACGCCUGCUCUUGUCAGCUUGUUGAAGGAUAUCAGCCAGCUACCAGAGGAAGAGGAUGGGGAAGCAGUGUGGAAAGGACUGAGAAGCUUCGGCAACUUUUGGUCAGAUAAAUGGAAGCAAAGCCACUGGCGCGAAGCCUUGGCAACACGAAGCCCAGCGACUAGGGCCAAGAGACGCGAGGCCCACACCCAUUUGGCCUUUGUUGAGGCAUCCUGUGCCAUGGCUGAUGUGGGUCCGAGUGCUGAAGAUGGCAUCUUGCCCUUAAGCUGGGGCUACGAGUGCAUUUCCGAAGCCCUCGAAUGCCAGCACGCAGUGUGGGACUUUGAGAUUCCUGCUGCAGCAAUAUGGAUCAAAAUAGCCGGUGAAAGACUCAUAGAAGGAGCGAGAAAGGGAGAAAGAUCGUGGGCGCUGGAGAGGGAGGGCAGGCUUUGGGCACCAGGACCUAUGAGUAUGGACCGGUGGAAUUUCUGGCUGAGAAGACUGAAGGAGAUUGAAGUGAUCGGCAGGGUGACCUCGACAGCGGCGAGAGAAGGUAUUACUCAGCUUCAAGAGCAAGUGGCCCAUAGUUGA